Molecule: messenger RNA, 1505 nt
Organism: Pygocentrus nattereri (red-bellied piranha)
Lineage: Eukaryota; Metazoa; Chordata; Actinopteri; Characiformes; Serrasalmidae
Product: beta-1,4-galactosyltransferase 1-like
Exons: 6
Coding region: 78-1124 (348 amino acids)
Biological process (GO): carbohydrate metabolic process; protein N-linked glycosylation
Molecular function (GO): beta-N-acetylglucosaminylglycopeptide beta-1,4-galactosyltransferase activity; cytoskeletal protein binding
Source: RefSeq, a predicted model, not a curated record
UUAUUUAUUUAUUUAUUUGUUUUUUUUUGUAGUUUCGUUUUUUGUUUUUCCUCUGCGCGCGCUCCGGAAGUGUGCAGAUGGAGCCCCGCGCGAACUUCUCUGUCCUCCACAGAGUCUGCGCUCUGGUGGUGGCCCUGUGCACAAUCCACCUGUCCGUCAUGCUGCUGUUCUACCUGAGGAGCACGGGCGACGAGAGCGAGCACGCGCCCCCCUCGCCCGGCAACUUCACGCUCAGGACCCUCAGGAAGGGGCACAGCGCGAGCACGAGCACUAUGACGAGCACGAGCACAGCAAUCCCUACGACUCAAGCGCUGGAGAAGUGCCCGGACACUUCCCCCCUCUUAGUGGGUCCUAUAAAUGUGGACUUUUCACAAACGAUCAAUUUGAAUGAGAAGAGGCAGGACCCGAAGGUGUCUGUGGGUGGACGGUACAAGCCACGAGAAUGUGUGUCACUCCAGAAGGUGGCGCUCAUCAUACCGUUCAGACACAGAGAGGAGCACCUGAAGCACUGGCUUUAUUACCUUCACCCAUUUUUGCAGAGACAACAGCUGGAUUAUGGAGUCUAUGUGAUCGAGCAGGAUGGUGAGAACACGUUUAACCGUGCUAAGCUGCUGAACGUGGGCUACGCAGAGGCUCGGAAAGAAUACGACUACGACUGCUUUGUCUUCAGUGAUGUUGACAUUAUCCCUCUAGAUGACCGAAAUACCUACCGCUGCUUUGACCAACCACGUCACCUUGCAGUGUCCAUGGACAAGUUUGGUUUCAGGUUGCCUUACAACCAAUAUUUCGGAGGUGUGUCGGCAAUGAGUAAAGAACAGUACCUGAAAGUCAACGGCUUCCCCAACAACUACUGGGGCUGGGGCGGAGAGGACGACGACAUCUACAACAGGUUGACAUUUCGAGGGAUGUCUGUGUCUCGGCCUGAUGGCGUUGUUGGACGGUGCAAGAUGAUUCAGCACGUAAGAGACAACAAGAACGAACCAAACCCUCAGAGGUUUGACAGAAUUGCUCGCACGAGACAAACCAUGGACAGCGAUGGCAUCAACAGUCUGACCUACAGAGUGGUGAGGACAGAGAAGGACCAGCUGUUCACCAAAAUCACUGUGGAUAUUGGCAAACCUUGACCUUCUGCUGGCCUUCAAACUUUCAAACCAAGAGUUCUUACAGUUGCUUUAAGCCACUUGGCGGAGUAACCGUGGAGCGCUACACCAAGGAAGCUAUCAUUUUCUAGAUGGAAGAGUAUUUGAAUGUAAAUGAAGGAGGACAUCAAACUGUCUUUAUAAUGCAAACUAACCAAAAUCCUACUCAGACACAUUCGGUGAGUGAAACCAACGGUGUCCUGAACCAGUUCAGGAGCACCACGGCACUACUUAGCAGAGCUUUAUUAAUAAUGUGACUGAAGGGAGCAAAAAGAGAGAGAUGGUAACGUCAGCGUGAGCUACUCAACCAGCUGGGUUGAUCUCAGUGGACAUAGAGCUCAUUUAUGACUGAAGAGAUCAAAAAAA